Messenger RNA from Tigriopus californicus, 761 nucleotides. RefSeq names its product prostamide/prostaglandin F synthase-like. The transcript is spliced from 5 exons. NCBI's taxonomy places the organism in Eukaryota, Metazoa, Arthropoda, Copepoda, Harpacticoida, Harpacticidae. The record is from RefSeq and is a predicted model, not a curated record. Bases 1 to 537 code for a protein of 178 amino acids.
AUGGCCGAUAAGAUCGCCAAGAAUGCCAUCAAAACUGCUCCGGAUGGACCGGAUGUCACCUUUGGACCUUUCUGUCGGUUGGCAGCCCGAGAGAUCUCCUCCCUGCUGCCAAUCUUCGCCAAGAACAAUGUCCGUCUCAUUGGCGUCGGUCUUGAGCCUUUGGGCGUGGACGAAUUCAUCCAAGGGAAAUUCUUUGGUGGCGAGCUCUUUAUUGACAUGGAGAAGAAGAGCUACAGUGCCUUGGGAUUCAAGCGAAUGAGCUUAUUGGGCCUUUUCCCCGCCGUAUUGGCCAAGAAGGCCAGGGAUUUUGCGGCAAGGGCCAAGAAGCUAAAUUUGGGUGGGAAUAUGAAAGGGGAUGGCUUUCAAAACGGAGGAGCCUUGGUGGUUGAGGUAGGAGGAACCCAGACUCUUCUCACUUAUGUACAACAGGACGCCCCUGAUCAUGUCAGCAACGCCGAGGUUCUGAAAGCUCUGGGAAUCGAGGACGAACCCGUGGCCUCUGCCGAAGAUGUUACCUCCACUGAGGCCUGGACAUAGAAACUUCAAGCCCUGAUACUCGAAUCAAAAUGAUUAUCAAAGUUCAGAAAGGGCACCGAUGGUAACAUGAAGAAAAACACGGAUUUAUGAUGUUGACUCUGGAAAUACCUUCAAAGGCAAAGGAAUCAACGGAUGCUCCAUCCCUUUUGUUUCAAGCUAUUAUCGAUCCUGCAUCUACUUUUCAAUUUCCAAUGCUUAAAUAUAUUAAUAUCCAUGCAAACCAA